Messenger RNA from Electrophorus electricus (electric eel), 2309 nucleotides. It is a transcript of the gene psg4, whose product is annotated as kin of IRRE-like protein 2. The record is from RefSeq and is a predicted model, not a curated record. NCBI's taxonomy places the organism in Eukaryota, Metazoa, Chordata, Actinopteri, Gymnotiformes, Gymnotidae.
UCCAUUACUGCUCUGCUGUGUGUUUAAUCACCACUGUCUGGCAUCCAGCUGUCUCUCUCCAGACUGCACAGAGACAUGGCUCUCAGGUUCACCAUCCUCAUCUCUGCCAUUAUGUUUUUGUGCGUGUGGAGUAGGCCCCCUGCUCUCUUGCCCUCUGCCCCAGACAGAGUGUCUGCCCAGCUGGGUUCCUGUGCUCUCCUCCCCUGCUCCUUCCAGCCACACUCCACUGCAGGGCAGGUGGACAUCAGGCUGAGGUACCGCUCCUCCAUCAUGAGCCUGAGGAGCACGGCCUUCAGCAGUGAUGCAGGAGAGCCCCUGUGGAGUAGACAGAAUCAUUUUGCAGGGCGAGUGGCUCUUGUAGGGACCCUGAGCAAGGGAGACUGCUCUCUCACCAUCACUAAUGUCAGCACGAAAGACCCAGACAUGUACGAGAUACAGCUCAAAGAGCAAGGAGGAUCAUGGGGCAGAGCCAAGACCGUGCAUCUGACCAUGACCAAGGUCCCAGAGCAGCCAGAACUCUUAGCCCCAAAGGUAGUGGUUGCUGGGAAGGUAUCUGUACUGAACUGUUCAGUGAAGGUGAGCUGCCCCUCCCAGCCCCCCAGGUUACAGUGGGUGUGGGAGAGAGGAGGGCUGCAGGGCAACAGCGUGCACGGAGAGACGGAGAGAGUCCAGGUACAGAGCCAGCUACCCAUGCUCCUCUCCUCUCUAUCUUUCACUGCCUCUCACCUGGUCAAGCCCAGGGUGAGAUGUGAGGCUGUGUAUCCAGGCAACAGGAAAAGAUCCACAACCAAAGAGUUUCAUGUGAACUUCCCACCCACUGACGUCUCCAUAGAGAUCCAUACUCUCUCUGUGAGGGAAGGAGGAAGUGCCCAGCUGGCUUGUGUAUGUAAGGCUGAGCCACCAGUGACUGGGUACCACUGGUCUUACACUCAGUCAGGUGACAGAGUGACCCUGAUGAAUGGCACACCCACCAUCCGCAUCCUGAAUGUCACCCGGGAUAUGAAAGUACAGUGUUCUGUGUGGAAUACGCUGGGCAGGGCAACUUCCCGUCCCACCCCCCUAAAUGUGCAGUACACCCCAAUGAUUGUACAUAACUCCUCCUCCUGUGAGUGGGACGGGCAGCGGCUGACAUGCGAGUGUAUGGUGGACUCGAACCCUCGCCCAGCUGUCACCUGGAGUGUGAACGGCAGCGUUCCACCCAGGGACUACAACGUCUCUUCGUCAUACUCAGAGCACACCCUGCAGGAGGUGCUCCAGGGGCUGGCUCUUGCCCCUCUGCCCGUCAUCUGCUACGCCAUCAACAGCCUCGGCAAUGACUCCUACAUACUGAUGCAGGACAUGAAAGACAGUCUGCUGUGGUCUCCAAUGCCUGUAGGAUUUGGCAUGUUAUCCUUCCUCUUCUUCCUUUCCAUUCUGCUCCUGUGUGGUUGUAGGAGGGCAGGAAGAAGAAGAAGUCGGGUGGUAGCCUGCAGAUCUCCUGUAUUCCCAGACAGUGUUAAUAUCUACCAGGACCACAUACCCCUCUAUAUCAACUGCUCUGAGGUCACGCAUAUCUACACCAACGGCAGCUACCAACUCAUCUACCAAAACUGUACACCGUGUUUUGUCCACAGCAAACAGAUCCAUAAGAGACAGAGGAGAGGAGCCAGACGUCAGAGACCUCACCAGGAGAGAGACCGAGCCAUCCCUGCAGAUGAGAGAGAGAGGGACAGGCAGCAGCCUUCAGCUACAGACAUAGACACUGCUGUCUAUGUGGAAGUCAUCUGAAUAGCUGGUCAGCAGUCAGCACUCUGCCAUCAUUCAGCAUUACAAGACAUGCUGUUGCUUCAUGUUCUUCAUGUGUUUUUUUUACUUUUUAAAUUGUACUUUUUAUAUCUCCAGUUAAAUUGGUAUGACAAUUACAAAAAGAGAAAAACUUUGUUAAAGUACUUGCAUGGUAUGGCAUAAUUUGCAUGUCAGGUAAAAUAUAUUAAGUUAAAUCUUUUGUUCACAAUAAUUGACGAAACAUUCUAUUAAUAUGCAUUAGGAACACUGAUGUGGUUGCAGUUUUAAAUUUCAAAACGUCAGCCUUAUGCUAAUGUGGGGUAUCACUGGAGUAUCACUGAUAUUCAAAAGUAUGGUUUGUCAUACAAUUGAGACAUUUGAUUCAGUCUUAAUUCAGAGCUUUCAUUUUAGUUGUCUUUUUCAGUGCUGGUUUUAGCCUUGGCCUCAUUUGACCAACUCUUCCUGUCUCCUCUUUGUAACUGAACACCUUCCUCUUGGGCUUGAGUUUAAAGAAAUGUCAAAAGAAAUAAAUCUUCUCUUAACAA